AUGCCGAUUGCAAAAGGUCGACCUUUUUCCUACUGUUAUUGCCGUGGCAUUUAUAGCAAAAUGGCUCGAUUUUAUUCUGUCGGGUCACGGAUAAGCACAACCAGACGAAUGCUGAAAACACAGAAAAAAACACUCCUGAAAGAUAUGGGUGUUCGUGCAGAACUGACACAGUUACUGAAUGCCCGCCUUAGCCAACUGAAGGGCUCCAGUGAUGAAUUUCAUGUCUUGUGGACUGCUCAUCAUGAAGGCAGGUUUGAAGAUCGCUGGACACAGAGUGGCGGUGGGGGUUUCUUUGAACGUCCCAAUAUCAUUGAGAGGUUCUCAGAAGUUGUUCCACCCAAUGACAUGACCCCAGCAUUUGUAGAGAAGCUAAUGGCUACUCAGGUUAGAGUGUCUGACCUAAUCAAGGAUAAUCAGCAAUUAUGGUUGGAUGAUGUGAAAUCCUUUUCAAAACAGAUGAAACAAGCCAGCACCAAGGAAAAAGUGAACGUGUCUCUGGAUAAGCCGUUAGAAUCUUCGUUUGCCAAAAGUGAUCUUGAACAAAAGGAACCAGAGUCCAGUCAGACAACUUCGGUACCAGCUCCUCAUCUUUUACAGCACCAAAGAAAAAAGGAAGCAUCUCCUCCGCCUCAAAUGGAUAAGGAAGCUGAAAUCAAGCCUGAGAAGAAAACGAAUACCAAGCCUGAGACAGGGGUCAAAAGAAUCAAAGAGGUUGGUCUUGUCUCAGAACUGAACACAACUUACCAGGCUAACCAAGAUGCACCUAGUGAUGCAACAUCUUUCUAUGUCGAUGACAGCAACAAGGUGAAGCCGACAUCCAUUCUGAAAGGAACUGCCAAAGCUCCAUAUAAGAAACCAGUUUCUUGUGCAAAAGGACAAGAUGUCCAAAAAACUAAACGUGAUACUGUGAAGUUGAAUACUUUUUUCAACAACGAUCUUGAGGCCUACAUCAAUGCAUGUAUUUUCACAGGAAUGAUUGACAAAGCGAUGUCAACCCUGAAAUUUUACUCGUAUAUCUACCUGCAGUCACCAGGAGAUCCGAUUUACCGUGUCAAUAACAUCAGCAUCUAUAGUUCCUUGAUGCAUGCAGCUGCGAAGAAAGGCAAAUUUGGUCCUUUACAAGUUUUAUUCCAGCAGAUUAGGAAGAAUGGUCUGGCGCCUUCAUUGCAAUGUUAUGCUGCAUGUCUGGAGUGCCUUGCCCGACAAGAUGUCAUGGAUAUUGAACUAGGACAACAUAUUAUAUCUGAUCUCCGAAGAGAUGGUUUCAGGGAAGAAGACAUCUUCAAUGCCUGUAUUUUCAGAAGGGAUGAGAGACAAUAUGUCUUAAAGGCCCUGAAGACCCUUAACUCUAACUUUGAACCUCGACAUCCAGAAAGUGAAACAGGUUACAGAGGACAUCUGCUUGAAAAAUUGAAUUAUCCUCUACCUCCAGAUCAGAUGGUGGAAGCAAACCCGUACGUUGGUGUGGUAGACAAUGAAUGCCUUUUCCAGCAAAUGGAAAAACAACAAAACAAGGAACAGCAGGACAAUAUAAAAAUCAAAUCAGUUGUAAAGGAGACGGUUGACAAACCACGAAUAAAUGAGAAUGCAGCAAAAUUUUUAGAGUCUUGGAAGAAGACUUUGCUUGAAGGGUUUAACCGAAAACUGUCUUUUUACGAGAAGCAGAAAAGAUCUGACAACCGAAUGAGUCUCUACCCAUACAUGAAGCUUUUCUCACCAGAUGUUUAUGUUAACAUCAUGUUAGAAGAAGCAACAAAAUUAGCCACAGACUCUGAAACCUUCAGUCCAAGUCUUGGAUUUUUAUGGCAAAGAAUGGGGAACCGAAUAUAUUAUAAGUACCUUAUCGAAGACAAGAUCAAUUCUCUUGUAGCCAAAAAGAUUGGUCGAAUCCUGUUUGAUAUUAUCCUCUAUGAUUUGAAGAUCAACAAUUCAAAUAUUAAAGACCAGACUCACCACCUCAUUCCUGCUUUCUACACUGUCUAUAGGAAUUACAGUUAUGUGACAAAAGAAGAAGUGAAACCUCAUCCAAGAACAAUGAAAUUGUUCCAGGCUACCAUGAAUCCCGAAUUGUCAUUUGAUGCUGUUGCUUUACCAAUGUUGAUUCCACCAGUGCCAUGGAUUUCUGUGAAUAUUGGUUCAAACUUAUUGGCGUCUACGAAAUUGAUUCGUCUCCCAGAGUCUAUGAGUAAGACAAAUAGCAGCACCAUUUUGCCAGACGGAGGCCUUAGUGCUGUCUUUGAUGGUCUUAAUGCUCUCAGUGCCUGUCCUUGGAUCAUCAAUAAACCUGUUUUAGAUCUCAUCAUUAAUGUUUUUAACAACAAAGGAAACAAGAAGUUGGAUAUUCCUCCACCAGCUGCAGAAUGUCCACCUUUACCAAAAAUUACACAUGAUAUGACUGUCCAUUGCAAACCACGUAAGUUAAUUCUCCCUCUCUCUCUCUCUCUCUACUCCAUUGUUCUCUCCUCUUUCCUUUCUUUCUUGCUCCCUCUUUCCUCCCCCUUUUGUUUUUCUCCCUCUCAUGUUGAUUCUUCCUUUCUCUGUUUUUCCUCCUUUCUUCCUCCCUUUUUCCUCCUUCCUCCCUCUCUCCCUUUUUCCUCCUUCCUCCCUCUCUCCCUUUUUCCUCCUUCCUCCCUCUCUCCGUUUUUCCUCCUUCCUUCCUCUCUCCGUUUUUCCUCCUUCCUCCCUCUCUCCGUUUUUCCUCCUCCCUUCCUCUCUCCGUUUUCCUCCCUCCCUCCAUUUUUCCUCCCUCUCUCCUUUUCCCUCCUUCCUCCUCUCUCCCUUUUUCCUCCUUCCUCCCUUUUCCUCCUCCUCCCUCUCUCCCUUUUCCUCCUCCCUCCCUCUCUUUUUUUCCUCCUCCCUCUCUCUCCUUUUUUCCUCCUCCCUCCCUCUCUCCCUUUUUCCUCCUUCCUUCUUUCUUUGUUAUUCGUCCCUCCCUAUUUUGUUUACCCUCUUCACUACCUUGUUGAUUCUUCUUUCCUCCCUCCCUUUUACCUCCUUCCUUAA
This is a messenger RNA of Acanthosepion pharaonis, 3003 nucleotides long. NCBI's taxonomy places the organism in Eukaryota, Metazoa, Mollusca, Cephalopoda, Sepiida, Sepiidae. The record is from the annotation of a GenBank genome assembly.